CGGGCGCCGAGUGAGCGGGCCGGAGCGCGAGCGGCGGCUGCUGCGCCCCCCGCGCCCCCCGCGCCCCCGGGCCCCGGCGAUGGUGACACAUGCGGCGGCGGCGCGCCGGCGGCAGGACCAUGGUUGAGCGCGCCAGCAAGUUCGUGCUGGUGGUGGCGGGCUCGGCGUGCUUCAUGCUCAUCCUCUACCAGUACGCGGGCCCGGGGCUGAGCCUGGGCGCGCCCGGCGGCCGCGCGCCCCCCGACGACCUGGACCUCUUCCCCACGCCCGACCCGCACUACGAGAAGAAGUACUACUUCCCCGUGCGCGAGCUGGAGCGCUCGCUGCGCUUCGACAUGAAGGGCGACGACGUGAUCGUCUUCCUGCACAUCCAGAAGACGGGCGGCACCACCUUCGGCCGCCACCUGGUGCAGAACGUGCGCCUCGAGGUGCCCUGCGACUGCCGGCCCGGCCAGAAGAAGUGCACCUGCUACCGGCCCAACCGCCGGGAGACCUGGCUCUUCUCGCGCUUCUCCACCGGCUGGAGCUGCGGGCUGCACGCCGACUGGACCGAGCUCACCAACUGCGUGCCCGGCGUGCUGGACCGCCGCGACCCUGCGGCGCUGCGCACGCCCAGGAAGUUCUACUACAUCACCCUGCUGCGGGACCCCGUGUCGCGGUACCUGAGCGAGUGGCGGCACGUGCAGCGGGGCGCCACGUGGAAGACGUCGCUGCACAUGUGUGACGGGCGCACGCCCACGCCCGAGGAGCUGCCGCCCUGCUACGAGGGCACGGACUGGUCGGGCUGCACGCUGCAGGAGUUCAUGGACUGCCCCUACAACCUGGCCAGCAACCGGCAGGUGCGCAUGCUGGCCGACCUCAGCCUGGUGGGCUGCUACAACCUGUCCUUCGUGCCCGAGGCGCGGCGGGCGCAGCUGCUGCUGGACAGCGCCAAGAGGAACCUGCGCGGCAUGGCCUUCUUCGGCCUCACCGAGUUCCAGCGCAAGACGCAGUACCUGUUCGAGCGGACGUUCAGCCUCAAGUUCAUCCGGCCCUUCAUGCAGUACAACAGCACGCGGGCCGGCGGCGUGGAGGUGGACGAGGCCACCAUCCGGCGCAUCGAGGAGCUCAACGAGCUGGACAUGCAGCUCUACGACUACGCCCGGGACCUGUUCCAGCAGCGCUACCAGUACACGCGGCAGCUGGAGCGCCGCGAGCAGCGGCUCCGGAGCCGCGAGGAGCGGCUGCUGCACCGCGCCAAGGAGGCGCUGCCCCGGGACGAGCCCGAGGAGCCGGGCCGCGUGCCCACCGAGGACUACAUGAGCCACAUCAUCGAGAAGUGGUAGUGGCCGCGGCGGGGAGGGGGACGCCCGCGGGGAGAGGGGCCAGGACGGACAGGGGCACGCAGACGGGGGCAUGCACGCUCGCGCACACACACACACACACACACACAUACACACACACACGGAUAUGCACACGGACACGCAAACACACACGGACACGCACAUGGAGGCACAGAGUUGCCCACACGCACACACGGAGGCACAGAGUUGCCCACACACACACACAGACACAGGCACACAGAUGUAGGCACAUGCAUUUACAUGCCUGGGCAUGCGGGCACACACACACUCGGGCACACGCUGCACGUGUAAACUUACGCGUGUCCAUGUCCAGGCAGACACACACGUAGACACAUACAUACACACACGAACACAGGCAGCAUACCUGCUCGCAGACACAGACAAGCACAUCCAUGGCCUUGCAGGCACACGUGCAUGCACACGCAGACACAUGGGUACGCCCGGGCCCCUGCAUACACACGAGGGCCCACCCGAACUCUCCCCGCGCGUCCCACCUCUCCCUCCCCUCCGGGCCCGGAGAACAGGACUCGGGGCGGUGGGCCCAGGCAUGGUUUGUCCCCAGCGGGGCACACUCAUCGCGUUCACGGCAGCCCAGGGGUGCCGGAGGAGGUGGGCGUGGCAGAAGCGGGCGCUCCCGCACCACGUAUCCCCUCACCCGCUUGCCGGGCUCUGCAGUGUCACCAGCACCCCGGGGCCUGCGUCCCAACCAGGGGCCUCGGGAUCAGGGUGCCCAGCCCUGGGGCUGGAGGCAGUGCAGCCUUCGCUUCUAGACUGCAGACCCCACUCCAGGGCACCCAGGGGUGGGGGGCUGGGACGGAGGGAGCCGCCCGGCUGGUCCUGCACAGAUGCAGGGUGCCCACGAGCCACUCCUUGCCGCCCCCUCGCCAUCUGCCCUCCCCCGAGGGUGUGUCUGCAGGGCCGCCCCACCCUGCGUGGCCAGUCGGCCGUCAGACUCGUGGCCCGGGGCAUGGACAGCGCGGCCGAGGCCCCUGAGCCACACGCGGGGCCCUCGGAUGCCCAGGAGAGGGACCAUGGUGACCGGGUUCUCCUUCGGGGCAGCCGUGGCUCUGGGUGACUCCGUGCCCCCUGCCCCACGCCCCCCCCCCCCCCAAGGCCCUGUGCCUGGCAGCAAAGCAGCCGGAGAUGCCAUGUCCCUCCUGUGGUCUGGGCUCAGGGAGGGGCGAAGGGAGCCGGGCGGGGGGUGGGAAUCCAGGAGGCAGAGGGGCCCUGGGCCCGGGUGGGUUUGAGACUCGGUGGCCCUGGUGAAGGCGGGGGAAGGUCGUCCUCAGGACCUGCUCGUGGUCUGCAGGGCACCCACUCGGGCUCUGGACUCUCACAUAAGCAUGCAGGGCGCCUCCCGGGAGAAGGAUGCAGCCCCCCAGCGCCCCCACUCCGGACCCCCUCCCCGGGCAGCCCCCUGCGUGAGGGCCGGAGCGCGGAUCUGUUUUGUACAUAUGGGAAUGUUUCCACUUCAGACCCCGGGUGCCCGUUCACACGCGGACACAGGUCUCCACGCCGUGGCUGAGCCUGGGGGCGGGGGGGUGCCCUUCUGGUGCCAGGCUGCAGGCACCGUGUGGCAUCCCGGCCUCCAACUGUUCUCCCCGCACUGGCCCUGCUUGGCGGUGCCCAUGGCGGGGACAGCAGCCCUGGGCAGUGGAGAAGGACUCUGAACUUUGGGGGUGAACUGGAAGUGUUUGAGCUGAACCCAGGAGCAUUUAAAGCUUUAUUUAUUUAUAGCUUCUUCUUAAAAAAAAAAAAGGUUUAAAAAGGAAAGAAAGGAAAGCAUUGAGAAGAAACCCUUUGGUUAUUCGGACAAAACACAAAGAGAAAAGGAUGAUGGGAAAGCAAAUCAGUUAUCUCCUUGUUUCUGUCUAGGUCAGAAAUGAAUGUUAGCCGAAGAAAUAAACCCUGAAAAGGA
Sorex araneus (European shrew) is the source of this 3261-nucleotide messenger RNA. RefSeq names its product heparan sulfate 6-O-sulfotransferase 1 (gene HS6ST1). Lineage: Eukaryota; Metazoa; Chordata; Mammalia; Eulipotyphla; Soricidae. Gene Ontology annotation, cellular component: membrane. Gene Ontology annotation, molecular function: heparan sulfate 6-sulfotransferase activity. Bases 90 to 1325 code for a protein of 411 amino acids. The transcript is spliced from 2 exons. The record is from RefSeq and is a predicted model, not a curated record.